This is a messenger RNA of Drosophila obscura, 1763 nucleotides long. It is a transcript of the gene spirit, whose product is annotated as serine protease snake. NCBI's taxonomy places the organism in Eukaryota, Metazoa, Arthropoda, Insecta, Diptera, Drosophilidae. The transcript is spliced from 4 exons. Gene Ontology annotation, molecular function: serine-type endopeptidase activity. Gene Ontology annotation, biological process: proteolysis. The coding region runs from base 210 to 1667 and encodes 485 amino acids. The record is from RefSeq and is a predicted model, not a curated record.
GAGUAACUAGCGCAGCCGGUUUGGAUCAAAAUACGAACUAAAACCAAAGCAAUUCGUAAUAAAUCUGACCCAGGACAGGAGGUUCAAUGCGCUAUCAAUGAGAACCGGUCGCAGCGCGCUGCCGCCGUUCAUUAUCACCCAAAAUUGAAUCCGAAACCCCCAGAUGGGAUGGUGUGUCACAGAGUCAAGCUCAUUGGACGAUUAAACUUAUGCUACAGAUACAGGAAUUAUUAAAUACGCGCAAUUAUUUCUGGUGGAGGCAAUUCAGCGCUCGUGCGCUCGUGCCGCACCUGGAGAGUAAGUGGAGGAAGUUGCCCGGCAGGUUUCCGCUGCUGCUGCUGCUGCUGCUGCUGCCCGACAGCUCCACUCGAUUAGAAAUCCAAUCCAGCCACAGACCGAAUCGUUCCGUUCCCCCAAAAAGCAGUACGCGUCUGGCUGGCGAGCACGAAAGGAGGAACAUGAACCUGUCUGUACUGUUGCUGCUGCUCCCGCUCCCGCUCCCGCUCCCGCUCCCAUUCGCCGCAGGGGCCAAGCCUGCCAUCAGUCCGCUGUCGCAGCGCGGCAUCAUCUUUCCCAAGGAGUCCUUUGACGACUGCUUCCUGGACGAUGCCAGGCAGCUGGCUGGCAGCUGUAAGCUAAUGCAGGACUGCCCGCCGGCACUGAAGCGUUGGCUGGACAAGCGGGAAUCGCCCAAGACCUGCUAUUUUGUUAAAUUCGAUCACUACAUUUGCUGUGAGCCGGAUAAACAGCCGCUGAUCGACACAACAACAACAACAACAGAGAGACCCACACUGCCCCCGCUGACGUCUCCCAAGAAGCGCCCCAGCGUGCUGGCGUGCUAUGACUACAACAAUGUGAUACAGCUGAACGAGCGCGACAUUACCUUUGUGGUGUCUGUGGUGGGGGGGAAGCCGACAGCCUACCGGGAGUUCCCCUACAUGGCCGCCCUCGGCUGGCGUUCCAAUUUCGAUGAGCGGAUCUACUAUCGCUGCGGCGGUGCCCUGAUCUCACCCACAUACGUACUCACGGCGGCCCACUGCAUCGACUUUGGCGGCGCGCUGCCCAGCCAGGUGCGCUUGGGUGGCGACAAUCUAACCCUGGCCGAUGGUGAGGAUUUCAACAUCAAGCGCGUUGUCAUCCAUCCGGAGUACAAUGCCACUGCGGCGUACAAUGACAUUGCCCUGCUGGAGCUGCAGCUGAACGACCAGUUGCAGGCGCCUUCGCUGCGUCCCACCUGCUUGUGGAGCGAGCAUGAGCUGGCCGAUCCGGAGCUGAUCGCCAUUGGCUACGGCCAGACGCGCUUUGCGGGCCUCUCCUCGUCCCAGCUGCUGAAGGUGCCCCUGCAGCAUGUGGACAACGAGCAGUGCCAGAUCCACUAUCCCGCCGAGACUCUCUCGCUGGGCGUGGUGGCCACGCAGCUGUGUGCUGGCGAUGUCACACGGCAGCGGGACACGUGCCAGGGCGACUCCGGGGGCCCGCUGAUCAUGCAGAACGGACCCAUCGGCUACGUGGUGGGUAUCACAUCGCUCGGCCAGGGCUGUGCCAGCGGGCCGCCCUCUGUGUACACCCGCGUAUCCAGCUUUGUGUCCUGGAUCGAGGGCAUUGUGUGGCCCGAGCGAAUGCCACAAGGACCUGCGCCCGAAUUCGAUCUGAGAGGAACGCUCUGAAUCAGUAUCUGUAUCUGAAUCCGCGCAGCUUGCACAAUCAAUUAUAAUUAUUUAUCUAUUAAUUCAUUAAGAAAAUAAACAGAAUAUUUCGCACCA